This is a messenger RNA of Salmo salar (Atlantic salmon), 1064 nucleotides long. RefSeq names its product lens fiber membrane intrinsic protein. The record is from RefSeq and is a predicted model, not a curated record. Gene Ontology annotation, cellular component: plasma membrane. Gene Ontology annotation, molecular function: structural constituent of eye lens. NCBI's taxonomy places the organism in Eukaryota, Metazoa, Chordata, Actinopteri, Salmoniformes, Salmonidae.
CCACACUAUCAACCCAAUCCCCCCUCCAACAGUCCCAUGGUCGCUCAAUGGGAAAGAGCCACGUGCCUCUGCGCCCACCAGCUCAAGAGCAUUUGUUCUCGCUGUUGGUUGCUGUAAAGGAUUUGCCUCCAUAGACAGAAAAGCAGAGCGGAUAACUUUUUGGAAUUCAGCCUAGGGGGUCCUCUUCGACAUUUGCUCACUCCGGGCUUCCACUCUCUCUCUUUCUCGCUCAGUCUUUCCCUGCGGAAAGGUUGACACUUAAGAGGGUUUAUUUAUCCUGAAGAACUCAGUGCGUAGAGCCUCGCCACGGUCGCAGUGUCACUCAGGAUGCACAGCUUUAUGGGAGGGGGCCUGUUCUGCGCCAUAGUGGGGAACAUCCUGCUGGUGGUCUCGACUGCGACAGACUACUGGAUGCAGUAUCGCUUGUCGGGGAGUUUCGCCCACCAGGGCCUGUGGAGGUACUGCAUGUCGGGCAAGUGCUACAUGCAGACGGACAGCAUCGCCUACUGGAAUGCCACCCGUGCCUUCAUGAUCCUGUCGGCCAUGUCGUGCUUCGCGGGCAUAAUCGCAGGCAUUCUCUCCUUUGCCCAUUUCUCCGCCUUCGAGAGGUUCAACCGCUCCUUCGCUGCAGGGAUCAUGUUCUUCGUCUCCACUCUCUUUGUUCUGCUUGCAAUGGCCAUCUACACUGGAGUGACGGUGAACUUCCUGGGGAAGCGCUUCGGAGACUGGCGCUUCUCUUGGUCCUACAUACUGGGCUGGGUGGCACUGCUCAUGACCUUCUUUGCAGGAAUAUUUUACAUGUGUGCCUACAGAAUGCAUGAAUGCAGGAGAGUGGUGAGCCCACGCUAAAAGAGAGAGGAAAGCCUGUGAAAAGAUUGCAAAUCCGGGACAUUUUGGCCCCGCAAUUCCAGCACGAUGAAAGAAUCAAGCUUACACCAAUAGACACAUCACUGAAAUAUAGAAACUGUACUAGGAAAUAUCGAACCAAAGAUUAAUACAAAUGUUUGGUUCUGCCUGAGCAGGUUACGUGUCAUUUUAAUAAAGCUAUAACUCUAACAGUAAAA